This is a messenger RNA of Puntigrus tetrazona (Sumatra barb), 1726 nucleotides long. It is a transcript of the gene tomm40l, whose product is annotated as translocase of outer mitochondrial membrane 40 homolog, like. The coding region runs from base 273 to 1289 and encodes 338 amino acids. Lineage: Eukaryota; Metazoa; Chordata; Actinopteri; Cypriniformes; Cyprinidae. The transcript is spliced from 10 exons. Gene Ontology annotation, cellular component: mitochondrial outer membrane; mitochondrial outer membrane translocase complex. Gene Ontology annotation, biological process: protein import into mitochondrial matrix. The record is from RefSeq and is a predicted model, not a curated record. Gene Ontology annotation, molecular function: transmembrane protein transporter activity.
CAGAAACUUUUUUCUAUCGUAUUUUCUAAUUAGGGUGUUUUAGUUUUACCUUUAUUUAAGACCUACUGCAUAUAUUUGACACGAGAGCCGCUCGGACUGAUUCUUACGUUAACCGUUCUGCCCGACUCGUAAACGAGUAGACGGUUUGUGAAGCGGUACAACCGACUCAUUGAGAAGAUCCGACUCCGACUGAAUGAAUCAUUCACAAAACGGACGUCGUUAGAACACGUGGUUUUGUAAUCUGGAGACCCCGUCCUCUGUGAACCUCAACAAUGGGCAGUGUGUUGGCUGCCAGUGCCCCCAGCCCCCCUGCACCAGGGCCGGGUGGAGCGGGUUUAGUGUCAGUACCCCCAGGAUUCACGAUGCCCUCCGUCUCUCCCGUGUCUGUGCCUGGCAGCUCUUCAUCUGGGCACCAGGAGACCGAGCCUCCCCUUUCAAACCCCGGUGGCUUUGAAGAGUGCCAUCGCAAAUGCAAAGAGGUGUUUCCCAUGCAGAUGGAGGGUGUGAGACUAACAGUGAACAAGGGCUUGAGCAACCACUUCCAGGUCAACCACACAGUGUUGUUAAGCACUCUAGGAGAUUCCAGUUACAGGUUUGGAGCUACUUAUGUGGGGACCAAACAAACAGGACCAGCAGAGUCCUUUCCCGUCAUGGUUGGUGACAUGGACAACACGGGGAGCCUAAAUGCACAGAUUAUUCAUCAGAUCACAGACAGAGUGCGCUCGAAAUUUGUGUUCCAGACUCAGCAGCAAAAGUUUGUGAACUGGCAAGGAGAAACCGAAUUCAAAGGAGAAGAUUUCACUGCGGCCGUGACCAUUGGCAACCCAGACGUCUUGGUUGGGUCAGGAGUAGUUGUAGCUCAUUAUCUUCAGUCUGUCACUCCGUCGCUGGCUUUAGGGGGAGAGCUGGUGUACCACCGACGGUCCGGGGAGGAAGGAACAGUCAUGUCUCUGGCAGGCCGAUAUACAGGCAGCAACUUCAUCGCUACGCUGACACUAGGAGGAGCUGGAGCGCAUGGGUCGUAUUACCACAAAGCCAAUGAUCAGUUGCAGGUUGGCGUGGAGUUUGAAGCAAGCACCCGUAUGCAGGACACUAGUGUGUCAUUUGGAUACCAGCUGGAUGUCCCCAAAGCAGAUCUAGUCUUUAAAGGCUCUUUAGACAGUAACUGGGUGGUUGGAGCCACGCUUGAAAAAAAGCUGCAGCCUCUGCCUCUGUCCCUGGCCCUCAGCGCUUUCCUUAACCACAGAAAAAACAAGUUCCAGUGUGGGUUUGGCAUCAACAUUGGUUAAUUCUACCUUCUUUCUUGGUUAAUGCUGCUGCUACUGGUGAAAUGGUAAAGAUUGGACGCGCUUCCUUUUUUUGCACAUCUGUACAAAAUCAGUCAGUAAACUUGAAGAAAAACAAAAAAGUCAAAUUUGUUGUCAGUUCCAUGUAUCAGACCAACCUUUUUUUUGGCAGUGAUUAUUCCAAAAUUUACAACAACAAAUUUACAUUAAAACAUGAUGAGAGAAACCAAGAACAAAUACACAUACGAUUUCAUUUAGUUGUUUAUGUUCAUUUUUAAAACUAUAAAUUAUUUCCUUGUUUAUUUUUGUUUUGUGUUUAAUAAAGACGUUUUGGAUUGGAUGGUUUAUUUUCCUAAUGAUUUUAAGUUGCUGUAUCUCUGUAUUCAUAUAGGUACCUAUAUAAAUAAAACGUAUGCAUUGCAAGCAUUGUGAAACAUGGA